AUGGUUUGAAUGACUUCAACCAAGUUCCUGUUUCCUUUUUACAGAACUGAAUGUUAUUUUAGUCAGCAAGCGCCUGGAUUUUUCAUCGUGAUGUACGGCAGCUAAAGAAGUUAUUCUAAUAUAUACACUCUGCUUUCUACAGAAAUAAAAAGGGUUAUAAGCUCCAAACAACAAUUAUAUUUCAUCUGGCAUUUUACAGUGAAAGUCUCAGCCUGUUGUAUCUGUGGAGCAUUUUCUUGAAAAGGCGACAUCAGUGCACUGGAUCCUGGCUGUCGUGUGCAAGGCUGAGCUGCAGCAAAAGCCCUGGCUGCAUCAAGAGAGGAAAAGGGGGGAGUGUUUCCAACUCCUUUGAACAGGAAAGCAGAAGGAAGGAUGACUUCUCACAACAUGACAUGGAUCAGCUACCCAAGCAAGAACCCGGUUUUCACCACCCCAGAAGAAAUCCAAGACAUCAUAGCUUCUCAAAACAUCAUAUCCAGACUUAUGCACUGCUACAUCGCCCUUUUUGUGCCCACAGGAUUAGUAGCUGGCAUAUGUAUUUUGAUUGUUUUCAUAAAGAAUUAUGUGCAGCACAAAGUCAUGGAAAACUUGGACUUGUUUCUUCUGCUCUUCACCAUCAGCACUAUUAUAAUGAUUUCUUUAUCGUUCACUGUCAUUACUAGACCCGACUAUUUAACAGCAACCCACCUCACCUGUAACGUACUGUCAUUUUUUUUCAACUUCAGUUACUUCAGUUCUCAGUAUGUUUUCAUUUUGACGCUUCUCACACUGUUACUCAAGAGGUUUCCACCACGGACUGCUCUGUGCAAAGCCACCCAAAGACCCAUCCUGUGCGCUGGAAUUGUGCUCACAUACACCUUCUGUUUGUCCCUGACUGAGGCAGUGCUGGUCGGCACUGACAACUAUCACCUGGAAACAGACUGCCAGUUAGAUCCACUGUUUGCACGGCCUGAAUACGAGAUCAUUAAAUUCACAUUUGGGUUUGGAAUCCCCUUGUUUCUUCAGACACUCUGUUUUACUGUUCUCGUGGCUAAAGCAGCACCUGCUGAAGCUCCAGCCCUACAGCAGCACAUCCGCACUUACCCCGCCGUGUACCUGAUCAGCGUAACAAUGUCCAUGUGCCGCCUGUUUUACAACCUCAUGCUUCUCUUCAGGACAUCACUGAAAUUACAGAAGAGCAUGGGAACCACGAAGAACGAGCUUGUGAUGAAUAUUGCAGAAAUAGUGCUGUUCUGUGAGAGCUGUGCUAGCUUGGUAUUUAUACUUUGUUUUCACAAGCCAUGCAAGGAUGAAAUACUCAAAGUCAUACAGAACUGCCGAAGGAAAACCAGUGCCAACAAUCACCUUGAAAUACCAGAAGCAAAUGCGCCCCAUGAGAGCGAGUGUCAGUAAUACUGUUCUGAACAGCUGUCAAUCCACUUUACUUUUCAGUUUGUUUGUGGGUUUUGGUUUGGUUUUUCACUUCUUUAAAAAAGGGUGAUUGUUCCUUCUUUAGAACCCAAACUUGGCCUAUCUUACAGCUAGCAGUACUGGAAAAAGAAGAGAUCUUUAAUUCUAGUAUUUAUAGUGAUCUUUGAGAGAAUACGUAGGGUCUGGGGUUGUUUGGGUUUUUUUUUAAUGUAUAUAUACACAUAUAUAUUAAAGUGGUCUAUUUUCUGCAAACGUUACUUCAAAGCCAAGUAGGAAGAUGGGUACUGCUGCCAUAGAGCUGUGCUUCUGCAAUAAUAUCAACGCCCAAGCAGAACUGCAAGCAAAAACUUGGCAGAAAGCAACUCUGAACAAAAGCAAAAAUCCUCAGCCAAAGCAUUCUCUCAGGUAUGCUUCCUCUUUUGACUUCUUACCCUACAAACUAUGUUUGUAACACUGGUAAAUCCAAGGAGCAGCAGCAGUGAAGUUUUUGUCUGACUUCUUGUGCCACAAAAAAUUCAAAUUAAUGGAAACACUGGUCCAUAAAGGAAAGCUUCAAGUCCUUUGUGAGGUACUGAACUGGAAAGAUCAACAGGAUGGCUAAUUAAAGCUCUGUACAAGAAUGAAAGCUUUUUGUUAAUGUCCUCUCAGCUUCCACUCUGCAUUUAGACUUAGGGAAAUUACUGAUUUAAACCAUUCCUGAUGAGUUCAUUCAGAAGUGUGAAGUCGCAUGCGUUGGAAGAGUCACAUUCAAAAACACACUAAAUAAAAACCAGAGAAAUGCCAGUCCAGAACAGUGUAACUGAGGUGUGUUUUUAAGAGGGCAAAAAAAAAAAAGCAGAGCCCCAGUUCCUAAAUGAAAUCAAAGCUCUGCUGGAGAAAAGACAGAAGCGUUGUAUGUGUAGAUGAGAGUGGAUGUGUCGAUGGUGCAAGAAGGGGAAAGAAUCUGAAUCAGAAUUAAACAGCUGUGGUACAGGAGGUGAGAUGUGGUCCUGCAGAAUUAGUAGCUGAUGCAGCUGAGAUGUAGGUGCAAAGCUCACUUUGAGCAUAUUGUUAUGUCACCAAAUCUGGCCAGGAGCCACCUUACAUAUUUGGCUUUGGUUUCAGCUUUUCCUCUCAUAGAGGUGGAGAGAACGGAAACAGGAAAAGCACAAAAUUGUAUUAGAUCUUGGAUAAUGACGUCAGCUUAGAUCACAGAGUUAUAAAAAUACAGUCCUGUGAUGUGCAUGGCUCAAGCAACCUGGAGAGUUUUGAGAAAACUCAUUUUUAUGCUUAAAUCCGUUCCUUUGCAUGACACUUGGAUGCUAAGGGAACUGACAGGUUUUUUUGCAGUUUUGAAAGGUCUUUGAAAGGUCUUCCUGAGGGGGUCCAGAUUUGCGUGGGGAGCUGGUGCAGAUCAGCACGAGCUGCCUAAGAGAGAAAAGCAGGAACUGAUCGACUGAACAUCUUCCACAAAACUACAGCCAAAUGCAGAAAUGGAAGAAUAAAGGACAUUUGUUCAAUAAUAAUACAGAAUAUAGAUUUAGUAUCUAGAGAUACAGAUCUAGUCUUAGUCAUCCAAGUCCUGAAAUGUAUAGACCAUGACUAUAUCACAUGCAAAUAAAGGGCAACAUGAAGUUUCACUGUGUCUGUAAGGACCAACAUUUCUGCAAGAUGUAAAAGUCAACUGGUAAGAUGUCUGCAUUACGUUGUGUCAGUCUGUUUUCCUGUUCAAUUUUGUUCUGCUGCCAGCAUGAACAGAUGGAUAAUUAAAAAACUCUACAUAUAAACAGAUCAUUAUAGAACAUGGUCAGAAAGGAAGUACGUAGAUAAGAAUCAUCUCUUGGAAUACAAGAGCCAAUUCCAUACUUGUGAAAGGAAUUCUCUGGUGGCAUCAGAGGUUUUCCUUUGCACCUGAGAAGAGGGAAAUUAAACAACAUGGACCAAAGAUCAGCCCUGCAGAAAGAAGUUUGAAGAGAUGAGUUGUAAGAGUUGUAAAUCAGUGGAAAAGCUGAACAGACUGAGUGAAGGAGCAUGUCAGGAGAUGCAAGCUGUUUAUCCCUCAGAGUGUCAUAGUUUCAGUUGUGCCGUGGAUCAGAGGUCUAUUUUCUAGCAUUGGAAUUAUGGACAAAUAAUUCUACUUUACUUACAGCUUCUAUAUCUUUUAUAUUUGAAGAUGAAAGAAUAAAUACUGUAUUGUUUCUGA
Molecule: messenger RNA, 3592 nt
Organism: Empidonax traillii (willow flycatcher)
Lineage: Eukaryota; Metazoa; Chordata; Aves; Passeriformes; Tyrannidae
Exons: 3
Coding region: 373-1392 (339 amino acids)
Cellular component (GO): membrane
Source: RefSeq, a predicted model, not a curated record